UUCUAUUUUUCUUCCAAAUGCAGUUUCACUUUCCUCCAUUAUCCCCCAAGAUGGCAACAAUUUGUACCAAAAAUAUAACAAAAUAAAAACCGGGUUAUUCAUUAGAAGAGAUCGAGAGAAAUCUUUAUUGACAGCGCAGAGAGAGAGAGAGAGAGAGAUGGGGAGAGGGAAGAUAGAGAUAAAGAAGAUAGAGAACAUAAACAGCAGACAGGUGACAUUCUCGAAACGCAGGGCGGGGCUGCUGAAGAAGGCUAAGGAGUUGUCCAUUCUCUGCGAUGCCGAGGUUGCUGUUAUCGUCUUCUCCGGCACCGGCAGGCUCUAUGAAUUUGCUAGUUCAAGCAUGGAGCAUGUUCUGGCAAAGUACAACAAAGUUCCAACCACUACAGAACCUGCUAAAGUUGAGAUUGCUGCAGAGGUAACACUGAUUAAUCAUGAUUUGCAACCUCAAGUGUUCAAGCAUGAUUUGCAGCCUGAAGUAAACGCUUUAAGAGCCGAACUUGCAAAGAUGCAUCAGCUGCACUGUCGAAUGAUGGGAAAGGAUCUUGAAGGCUUGAACUUCAAAGAGUUGCAGCAUUUAGAGCAUCAACUGACUGAAGGGAUAUUAACUGUUAAGGAUACAAAGGAGCAAGUACUAUUUGAGCAGCUUGAAAAAUCAAGAUUGCAGGAGGAAAAGAUUAAACUAGAAAACCAAGUUCUACGCGAGCAGAUCGAAGAGCUUCGACGCAGCUCCAGGCCGUAUCAAGAAAACCAUCUACCUGAAAAGAAGAACUUCUUGGCAAGCUUAAAUGCAGUGUGUGAUUGCAGAUCAAAAAGAGAAGGAAAUUCAGAUACUUAAUUGCCCUUAGUGCUAUAUGUAAUCAUGUCAGAAUUGAAGAGGAAAUUAGCAAAGAUGACUGAAACAACCACCUCCAAUGAUUCACAAGUCUAAUAUAAUGUUCCUUGAUGAGCAAUAUACUAGUUUGUUGAUUCACAAAGAAAAAUGUGUCUACUAUAUUAUGACUUGCUAUAUAUGAAGUAUGAUUAGCAUUUGCAGAAGCAAGUCAAAGCCCAGACAUAUGAACCAUGAGAAUGAAUGAAGAGGGAUUGCAUUAGCCUUCCUGUUUUUA
Ipomoea triloba (trilobed morning glory) is the source of this 1106-nucleotide messenger RNA. Its product is annotated as MADS-box transcription factor 23-like. Gene Ontology annotation, cellular component: nucleus. The record is from RefSeq and is a predicted model, not a curated record. Gene Ontology annotation, biological process: positive regulation of transcription by RNA polymerase II. The transcript is spliced from 8 exons. Bases 158 to 835 code for a protein of 225 amino acids. Gene Ontology annotation, molecular function: RNA polymerase II cis-regulatory region sequence-specific DNA binding; DNA-binding transcription factor activity, RNA polymerase II-specific; protein dimerization activity. Lineage: Eukaryota; Viridiplantae; Streptophyta; Magnoliopsida; Solanales; Convolvulaceae.